This is a messenger RNA of Vidua chalybeata, 2384 nucleotides long. RefSeq names its product gamma-aminobutyric acid type A receptor subunit delta (gene GABRD). The transcript is spliced from 9 exons. NCBI's taxonomy places the organism in Eukaryota, Metazoa, Chordata, Aves, Passeriformes, Viduidae. Bases 401 to 1759 code for a protein of 452 amino acids. Gene Ontology annotation, cellular component: neuron projection; GABA-A receptor complex; membrane. Gene Ontology annotation, biological process: regulation of membrane potential; chemical synaptic transmission; monoatomic ion transmembrane transport. The record is from RefSeq and is a predicted model, not a curated record. Gene Ontology annotation, molecular function: neurotransmitter receptor activity; GABA-A receptor activity; extracellular ligand-gated monoatomic ion channel activity.
CCGUGGGAUUAAUCUAUCCUUUUGGAGGUUAUUUUCGGCAAGCAGCCUCGCAGGCGGGCAGAGCGGCCGGAGGAAGAGCCCGCGGCAGGGGAGGGAUGCGGGAGCAGGGCAGCGGAGCCGGGCGGGACUGAGCCACCCGCAGAGGAGAGGAGGAGAGGAAAGGAGAAGAGAGGACAGGAGAGCUGCCCUGCUCCCUGCUCCCGUGCCGGGCUGCCUGCAUGGCUCCCGGGCACUGUGGAGAUUGUGGGGGCUGCUGCUGCUGAGCAACCAUCCAUCGCUUUAAACUCAGCCUCAACUUAGCGCAGCAGGCAAGAAUGGCAAAGCCACUGGAGCUUUGGAGCUGCCAGGAGAGCCAGGGAACCUGGGUUUUGGUCGCUGCUGUCUAAUAAAUGGGAGUAAAAUGGAAUUUCUUACCUGGGUUUUUCCUGCCUUGAUUCUACUGUGCACUCAACAGCACAGGUGUAUCAGAGCUAUGAGUGACAUCGGAGAUUACAUAGGUUCCAACAUUGAAAUCUCCUGGUUGCCCAACCUGGAUGAUUUGAUGAAAGGGUACGCACGAAAUUUCAGGCCUGGGAUUGGAGGUCCUCCCGUUAAUGUUGCUCUGGCAAUCGAAGUAGCCAGCAUUGACCACAUCUCAGAAGUGAACAUGGAAUACACCAUGACAGUAUUUUUGCACCAGAGCUGGCGAGACGAUCGUCUGUCUUACAACCACACCAAUGAAACUCUGGGCUUGGACAGCAGGUUUGUGGACAAGCUCUGGUUGCCAGAUACUUUCAUAGUCAAUGCCAAGUCUGCCUGGUUCCAUGAUGUGACUGUGGAAAACAAACUUAUCAGGCUCCAGCCAGAUGGAGUCAUUUUAUACAGCAUCAGGAUUACCUCAACAGUGGCCUGUGACAUGGACCUUUCCAAGUACCCAAUGGAUGAGCAGGAAUGCAUGUUGGAUUUGGAGAGCUAUGGCUACUCUUCAGAGGACAUUGUCUACCACUGGUCAGAAAACCAGGAGGAGAUCCAUGGGCUGGAUAAGCUGCAGCUUGCUCAAUUCACAAUUACCAAUUACCAGUUCACAACAGAAAUUAUGAACUUCAAAUCUGCAGGUCAGUUUCCCAGGCUCAGUCUCCACUUCCACCUUCGGCGAAAUCGAGGAGUUUACAUCAUCCAGUCUUAUGUCCCUUCCAUCCUACUGGUGGCCAUGUCGUGGGUGUCCUUCUGGAUCAGCCAGUCAGCUGUGCCUGCCAGGGUGUCACUAGGUAUCACUACUGUUCUUACAAUGACCACUCUGAUGGUCAGUGCCCGAUCCUCACUCCCACGAGCCUCUGCCAUCAAGGCACUGGACGUUUACUUCUGGAUCUGCUACGUGUUUGUCUUUGCUGCACUGGUGGAAUAUGCCUUUGCACAUUUCAAUGCUGACUACAUGAAAAAGCAGAAGAACAAGAUAAAGGCGAGAAGGCAGAGUGCAGAGAUCAACGUGAAGAAUGCCAUUGUUCUGUUUUCCCUCUCCAUAGCUGGUGUGAACCAGGAACUGGCAAUUUCUAACAGGCAGCACCGAAUUCCCAGAAGCCUGCCUGGAUCAUAUGGCACAAUAGAAAUAGAAACUGGAGAGACAAAACAGCAGCAGGGAAUGAAACUGGACAAAAAGACUGGCCUGAAGUCCCUCUUUAAGCCCAUUGAUGCUGACACCAUUGACAUUUAUGCCAGAGCCGUGUUCCCAGCAGCCUUUGCAGCAGUCAAUGUUAUAUACUGGGUUGCAUACACAAUGUAAAGGCAACAAAAAAAAGGAAAAUUCUUCCCAAAACCUACAAACUGAACAAUAUCCACAGGCUAAAAGGCCCUCCACUGAAACUGAAUUGAGGCACCUCUUCUCAAAGUAUUUUCCAACGAGCUCAAAUACUUCCAAAGUCAAGAAGGUCCUGCUAUGAAUUCCUACUUAAAGCAGCAAUUUAUUGCUGACCUGAUUUGAUACGUAGGACUGCACUCUGCCAAACAAGUCCAGCUCUUCCUUUCCUGUAAUACCACGAGACAACUUUUCAUAUGUACAUAUUUGUAGCAAAAGUUAAAUCUUAAAUGACCAUAUUUUCCUCCACUUCAAGGUUGAUCAGUAAUGAAGAUUUGGCUUUCCACACUCAGAUAAUUUCUUUUUUAUUUGUAAUGAAAGAGCUCAUUCCUCACUUCUGCACGAGUGGUUUUCUGCAUCUGUGGGCUGGUCUAGGUUUAACAGUAGUGCUAAAGCUGGUGUUUUUAAUCAGGAAAAUCUCAUGAACAAAGUAAAAGGGAAGAGAGGGGAGUGGAAGUUUUUUCUUAAAAUAUGAUUUGUCUUGGAAAAAGUAUUGAAAAAUUUCAAUGCUCUUAGUCACAGCAUGAAAUAAAAUAUACUACAUAAAAUUCUA